This is a messenger RNA of Nematocida major, 1992 nucleotides long. RefSeq names its product glutamyl-tRNA synthetase. The coding region runs from base 1 to 1992 and encodes 663 amino acids. Gene Ontology annotation, molecular function: ATP binding; glutamate-tRNA ligase activity. Gene Ontology annotation, biological process: translation; glutamyl-tRNA aminoacylation. NCBI's taxonomy places the organism in Eukaryota, Fungi, Microsporidia. The transcript has a single exon. Gene Ontology annotation, cellular component: cytosol; cytoplasm; methionyl glutamyl tRNA synthetase complex. The record is from RefSeq and is a predicted model, not a curated record.
AUGCUUACAAUAAUAUGCAACCACAGCAAAAGACACCACAUACUGGCGUUUGUGCUUGCAAAGAUAUUCAAGGGCGUAGAGUCGGUGUACUCCAACGAGGACGAGGAAGGGUUUUUCAACUAUAGCUCGUUGGGCGACCUUCUGGAGCGCAUCCCUGAGUUUUCAGUUGAUUCUAUGGAGUAUCUUGGAACCUGGAAAGUGGGCAUGGCAUAUGCUGAAGUAAUUGAAAAGGCGAAGUUUCUGGAGGAAACCAACCUGGGCGCCCUUCAGAAAACGCAGAAAAUUCUUCUGUUUUUCCUGCUGUACUCUGAGAUGAUAUUCGUAAACCUUUUGAAGUCUAAGAAGCUGAAAGACAUGCCCAACGUAAGCGCGUUCUAUGCGGAGCAGCUAAAAGAGGCCAGCGAGCUUAUCAAGGCGUACGACAGGCAGAAGAAGCAGGACACAAAGCCUGAAGACCAGGCGUCCUUCGACAUUGGCCUGCCUGCUGGAUACAAAGUUGUCACGCGGUUCCCGCCAGAGCCAAGCGGCUACAUGCACAUAGGCCAUGCGAAGGCUGCUCUGCUGAACCAGUACUUCGCAGAAACGUACAACGGAAGCAUGAUUGUGCGAAUGGACGACACCAACCCGUCGAAGGAGAAGGAGGAGUACGAGAGAACGAUCAUGGAGGACAUAUCCAUGCUGGGAAUAACCGAGUACAAAACAACCCGAACAAGCGACCACUUCGGGCGGCUUUUUGAGCUUGCAAAAGAGAUGAUACGCAGCGGGCUGGCAUACUGCGACAAUACCCCAGUUGAGCAGAUGCGAAUGGAAAGAGACAAGGGAAUACCCUCGGCAAACAGAAACACGUCCCCGGAGACAAAUUUGGAGAUAUUCAACAAAAUGGCCACAACUGCCGAGGGCGACGCCUUCUGCCUGCGCGCCAAGAUCGAUAUGGAAAACCUGAACAAGGCCAUGCGAGACCCUGUCAUCUACAGAGUCAACCUGAUCCCGCACCACUACACAGGCACAACGUACAGAGUCUACCCAACGUACGACUUCGCCUGCCCGGUGGUGGACAGUCUCGAGGGAAUCACCCUGGCCUUGAGAACAAGCGAGUACAGGGACAGGAAUGCGCAGUACAUGUGGUUUAUAUCCGCGCUCAAGCUCGACAACAGGCCAAUUAUUUGGGACUUUUCCAGGCUGAACUUCAAAAAAACCGUGCUGAGCAAAAGGAAUCUGAAAGAGCUCGUGGAGAACCAUUUGGUCACAGGGUGGAACGACCCGCGCAUGCCCACAAUUCGGGGAAUCACGCGAAAAGGCCUUACAAAACAGGCCCUGAAGGAGUACGUUAUUAUGCAGGGCCCUUCCAAGAACACGGUCUUCCUGGAGUGGGACAAGCUCUGGUCCAUCAACGCGAAAAUAGUGGAAAAAACAGCCCGAAAGAUUCACGGCGUCGGAAAAGGCGAAAUGGCAGAAUUGCACAUUGUGGCUGACACUGCGCUGCUGAGCAAAGCAGCGGCCAGAAAGGUGACUGAGACCGUCUAUGUGGCGGGAGCAGACGUGCAGCGCAUGCGUGCAGGGGACACGCUCACUCUCAUGGGGCUUGGAACUUUCAUAGUUUCGCAGGAGGCUCCGCUUUCUGUGAAGCCGCACGACGUACCUCCAAAGGAGACGAAGGCCCGGCUCACGUGGAUACCGUGCGAGACCGUUGAGGCCCGCGCGUUCGAGUAUGGAGAUCUGAUCACCGUGGACAAGAUGGAUGAAAGGCCCAUAACUGAGGUUUUUAACAGUAACUCCGUGGCAGAAAAGACUCUGCUCUGUGACGAAAGAGCUUUGCUCGCUAAGCAGGGAGACUUCGUGCAGAUUGAGAAGAUGGGAAUAUACAUUGUGGACUCCCUGCAGCCGCUCGUUCUGAACCUGGUCCCAGCGACAAAGCAGCAGAACAGGAAAAAACCCGCCCAGACAGAUGCUGGGCCUGCAAAGAGCAGCGAAGUGCCCAGGAAGGGCAAGUAG